This is a messenger RNA of Lagopus muta (rock ptarmigan), 2299 nucleotides long. It is a transcript of the gene PCYT2, whose product is annotated as phosphate cytidylyltransferase 2, ethanolamine. The transcript is spliced from 13 exons. Gene Ontology annotation, cellular component: cytoplasm. The coding region runs from base 40 to 1170 and encodes 376 amino acids. The record is from RefSeq and is a predicted model, not a curated record. Lineage: Eukaryota; Metazoa; Chordata; Aves; Galliformes; Phasianidae. Gene Ontology annotation, molecular function: ethanolamine-phosphate cytidylyltransferase activity. Gene Ontology annotation, biological process: phosphatidylethanolamine biosynthetic process.
GUCCCGCUCGGCGGCGGUGCCGCCGGUGACAGCGCGGCCAUGCUGCGCAACGGGGCGGCGGGGGGCGGCGCGGCGGCACAGCGGCCCGUGCGCGUCUGGUGCGACGGCUGCUAUGACAUGGUGCACUACGGCCACUCCAACCAGCUGCGCCAGGCGCGGGCCAUGGGCGAUUAUCUGAUCGUGGGAGUGCACACGGACGAGGAGAUCGCCAAACAUAAGGGCCCCCCCGUCUUCACGCAGGAGGAGAGGUACAAGAUGGUGCAAGCCAUCAAGUGGGUGGAUGAGAUUGCGCCUGGGGCUCCUUAUGUCACCACACUGGAAACCUUGGACAAAUAUAACUGCGAUUUCUGUGUGCAUGGUGAUGACAUCACCUUAACGAUAGAUGGCAAGGACACCUAUGAGGAAGUGAAGACAGCCGGGCGAUACAGGGAAUGCAAACGCACUCAAGGUGUGUCCACUACCGACCUCGUUGGCCGCAUGCUGCUCAUGACUAAGGCUCACCACAGCAACAUAGAUGAGGACCUAGACUAUCGGAAGCACACUGACAACUUUGGGAAGGGACCAAAAGGUCACAGUCCUUGGACCGGUGUCUCGCAGUUCCUGCAGACAUCUCAGAAGAUCAUCCAGUUUGCGUCAGGGAAGGAACCACAGCCAGGAGACACUAUCAUCUAUGUGGCUGGAGCCUUUGACCUGUUCCAUAUUGGGCAUGUAGAUUUCCUGGAGAAGGUUCACCAGCUGGCAGAGAGACCCUACAUCAUUGCUGGGCUGCACUUCGACCAGGAAGUAAAUCGUUACAAAGGGAAGAAUUAUCCCAUCAUGAACAUCCACGAGAGAACACUCAGUGUCUUGGCCUGCAGGUAUGUCUCAGAAGUGGUGAUUGGAGCCCCCUAUGCUGUCACUGCUGAUCUGCUGGAUCACUUCAAGGUAACUCUUGUGUGUCAUGGGAUGACUGAGGUGGUUCCAGACAAGGAUGGUUCUGAUCCAUAUGAGGAACCGAAGAGACGUGGCAUUUUCCAGCUCGUGGACAGUGGCAGCAAUCUCACCACAGAUUUAAUUGUGCAGAGAAUCAUCAAGAACAGGCUGGAGUUUGAAGCCAGGAACCAGAAGAAGGAAGCCAAAGAGCUGGCAGUAUUGGAGGCCAUGAAGAGACUGGAGGAGGAGAAGCAUUAGACCAGCAGGGAGCUGAUGCGUUGCUCACAGAACGCCGCAGCGUCACCUUCUGGAGGAGCAGGGAGCUCUUCUGGGAAGGACUGAGCGAGGGCAGCACUGCCGGUGUGCUCAGGAUGUGCUGCCCUGCCCUGUCCUGCACUAAUUAUGCAGACGUAAUGAGUUGGGAUCUUGUUGCCUAGUUCUUCCUCUGUUAAUCAGCCACUGUUCCCUUUUCCAGGAGAAGAUUUGAGAAAAGGAAAAAAAAAAAAGAAAUAAUGUUUUUAAUUAUAACUAACGUUUUAACAUGUUGAUGUGCUUUUACUUUCUGCCAUUUCUGGCUUUUAGAAGAUUGGAAAUGGAGCAGCUGCUCAGGCCCCUCCUGCCCCCAUCCACGUUCUGCUGUCCUGAUCAGAGUCUGCAUUUCGGAGCAGCCCUUCGGGCAGUGGUGCAGACUGGAGGGGGAACGCACACAGCCCAGCAGUUCUGUGAGCUUUGGGCUGGGGAGGCCAGGCCCGUCGCUGUGCCUCCUGCUGGUGGUGCUUCUUGGCUGCUGCCUCUACACAAACUCCAGACCCAAACUGCUGCUGGUUUAACUAGAUAAAGCCUUUCUCCAGCUGUGCCCGGUGCCGGUGAAUCAUUUACUUCACAGUGACAGGCAGCAGCUUGGCAUCUGCUGGGGGGGCACAGAGAGCCUCUCAGGCCUGAUGUUCUCCCUGGUGAGUUGAGGAAUUUCUCUUGCACAAGGCUGGAGCAUGCAGGGGGGGCUCUUACCAACAGCUUCUCCUGCCAUGAGAUGAGCAGGACUCAGUGCUCCCCAUGGGCUGUGCCUGGGGCUGUGCUUGCUGCUGCUGCCGGAGCGCACCUUGUGCCUGACAGAUGUUACUGAGACGAGUGACCCUGUGGGCUGGAAUUCUACUGCUAUUUUGUGAGGGUUGAAGUGCAGCACGUUUACCUCCUGCGGGGCUCUGCAGGGCCUGAGGAGGUCUGCGAAGAGCUGGGUGCUGGGCUGAGCCCUUCUCUGCCUCGUACAUUCCAGGGUGCUGUGCUCGGCCUUUCCCUGCACUGUGCUGUACCAUCCCCUCCAUGCCCAUUCUUUUGUCCUCUGUUGUAAACUUCUGUUGCUGAUCAUUAAUAAAAGAGUUGAAGAGUU